AUGAGCCUAAAUUGUUCCUUGUGGAAGGAAAACAGCUUGUCUAUAAAACAUUUUGCAUUUGCCAAGUUCUCUGAGGUCACUGAGCAGUGUUUUCUUCUAUUUACCCUCAUCCUACUCAUGUUCUCAGUAUCAUUGACUGGCAAUGCUCUCAUAGCCUUUGCCAUCUGGACCAACCCAGUGCUCCAUACCCCCAUGUACUUCUUCUUGGCCAACUUGUCUCUCCUAGAGAUUGGCUACACUUGCUCCGUCAUACCCAAGAUGCUGCAGAGUCUUGUGAGUGAAGCCCAAGGGAUCUCUAGGGAGGGUUGUGCCACACAGAUGUUUUUCUUUACAUUCUUUGGUAUCAGUGAGUGCUGUCUUUUGGCAGCCAUGGCUUUUGACCGCUACAUGGCCAUAUGCUUCCCACUCCACUAUGCAACACGAAUGAGUCGUGGGAUGUGUGCCCAAUUAGCAAUGGUUUCUUGGGGGGUGGGAUGUACAGUAGGUUUGGGCCAGACUAAUUAUAUUUUCUCCUUGGACUUCUGUGGCCCCUGUGAGAUAGACCACUUCUUCUGUGACCUCCCACCUAUCCUCAAGCUUGCCUGUGGCGAUACAUCCCAUAAUGAGGCUGCCGUCUUUGUAGCAGCAAUCCUUUGCAUUUCUAGCCCAUUUUUGCUGAUCAUUGCUUCCUAUGGCAGAAUUCUAGUUGCAGUGCUGGUCAUGCCGUCACCUGAGGGUCGCCAUAAAGCUCUAUCCACUUGUUCUUCCCACCUACUUAUAGUAACACUCUUCUAUGGCUCUGGAUCUGUCACCUACUUGAGACCCAAAGCUAGCCACUCACCAGGAUCUGACAAACUCUUAGCCCUCUUCUAUACAGUGGUGACAUCCAUGCUCAACCCCAUCAUCUAUAGUUUACGAAACAAGGAAGUCAAAGCAGCUCUCCAGAGAAGUCUGUGCAAGAAGGAGGCUUUGACCAAUGGAUAG
Messenger RNA from Castor canadensis (American beaver), 963 nucleotides. Its product is annotated as olfactory receptor 10C1-like. Gene Ontology annotation, molecular function: olfactory receptor activity; G protein-coupled receptor activity. Gene Ontology annotation, cellular component: membrane. Gene Ontology annotation, biological process: G protein-coupled receptor signaling pathway. NCBI's taxonomy places the organism in Eukaryota, Metazoa, Chordata, Mammalia, Rodentia, Castoridae. The record is from RefSeq and is a predicted model, not a curated record.